AUGUACAACACGGAGCCGUGGUUCAUACUCCUCCCAAUCGAGAAACAUGAAUACGUCGAACAGGAGAUCAAAAAAUUUCUCAGCGCAUUUUUCGAGAUCACGUUUGUGAAUGGGACUGCAGAGCAAAAGUACACCACGAUCAACGAAUGGUUCACCACCGCUUUCAACAACAUGUCCGAAAAUAAAAUCCCCAUUGUUUUCAUCAAAUCCAUCUACGCUGAAAUGAUUCGAGUGGCGAUGGAAGAGCGUGGCACCCCAGUGAUCUACGAUGACAUGUCGAAGGCUCUCCAGGAAAUCGUAUGGCUGGAAUACACGACACUUGACCUAACUGUCAUCAAGAACCUCGUGGAUAUUUCCAGACUGAUGCCGGUGCCAGAAAAUCAAACUAGUCGAAUGGGGGCACUGGCUCUUCUGAAUGCGUUCACCCAAGUGACAUUGAGUUAUCAUUCUAAGAUAGAAGCGCAUGCCGCGUGGACCGUCUCCUUCGGCGUUGUGUUCUUCUCGAUUUUCAUGGACAAGUUAAUCAAAACUAUGAAGGCACGAGACAUGAGGGCUGAGUCACCUUCCAAUUCCAUAAAAUAUUUAAAAAAGAUACCACUACCAAGAGGAAAUUUUCCGAUACACGUAAGACGAAAACUGGAGCAAAUCUUUGCCGAUAUGGGCGGACGGAUUUCGGGACUUCAGAUGAUGUAUCUGCAGGAUCGAUUUAAGCAGUACAUGACGCCACGACAAAUCAAGACGUAUUUUAAGAAUUUGAGAGCCAAGGCGAAGAAGUGCUCAAUUGCCAAACAAGAAGCAGAGGAACUCCCAGCAACAAGCUCAUUGGAAAUCUUGGAUUUCAGACGUCGAUCAGCAUAG
Caenorhabditis remanei is the source of this 858-nucleotide messenger RNA. RefSeq lists its product as uncharacterized. The transcript has 4 exons. NCBI's taxonomy places the organism in Eukaryota, Metazoa, Nematoda, Chromadorea, Rhabditida, Rhabditidae. Gene Ontology annotation, molecular function: DNA binding. The record is from RefSeq and is a predicted model, not a curated record. Bases 1 to 858 code for a protein of 285 amino acids.